UCCCAGUUACACCAGGACGUCCCUAUCAUUCCCCGACCUUUUGCCUCUCAUGGUUCUUCCCUCCCUCUUUCACAAAUCCUCCAAGAAGAAGCCCCAGCACCCCGACGUCCCUCAUCUCACCCCGGGUGCCCCAGCACGCAAAAGCACUCCAGGCACCCCUCCCGCGUCGCCGGACAAAAAGUCCCACCACCGCGUCAAGGAGCGGGAACGCGAGCGCCGUUCCAACUCCUACUCAUCGAAGCGCUCGUCCAAGUACGACCGCGAUUCGCACCCCCUCAACCUGCCGCCCGACGAGCUGCGACGCCUGUCAACGUCAGCCAUGUCUGCCAUGAGCGACCAGCCCACGCCGCAGCCCAUGGACGUGGACAGGGAAUUCACGUCCUCGCCCGCGCCGUCAAGCCCUGCAGCCGCCCAGGCCCCGGCCGCCUUCCCGAAGACUAACGGCGUCAACGGCGAGGAGACGCGGCCCGCUCCCCCUCCGCACCGAUACACAACGAGCCCGCCGCCGCAGUCAGCGAACUACGCUGCGACACCAGAGGCCGCGUCGCCGCCUGCACAGGCCCCGGCGAUAGAUGCGGAGGAGUACAAGGCAGCAGGGAACAAGUUCUUCAAGAUCAAGGACUACCCCGCUGCCAUCAAGGAAUACUCGAAAGCCAUCGAGGCGGAUCCUCAAAAUGCGACGUACUACUCGAACCGCGCUGCGGCUCUCAUGUCAGCAAACCGCUUCAUCGAAGCCCUGGAAGACUGCAAGGCCGCAGACGAACUCGACCCAGGCAACAUGAAAAUUAUGCUCCGGUUAGGGAGGCUGUACACUAGCCUUGGGCGGCCAGACGAGGCUAUUGCAGCCUACCAUUCCAUCAAUGCCACGGUGAAGGACAUGCAGCCUGCGCUCAUGAUGCAGCGGCACUUGAGGCAGGCCGAGGAGACUCUGCGGAGCGGCGGAUCCGGCUCCAUGAUCAUAUACGCUCUGAACGAGGCAGAAAAGGGUCUGGGGGCCAAGGUCGACAGGCCGAGGAAGUGGACACUGAUGCGGGGAGAAGCACAUUUGCGGAUGGGUAAUGUCAAUGCACUUGGCGAAGCUCAGAAUGUCGCAAUGAACCUACUGCGGGCUAACAGCCAGGAUCCGGACGCUCUGGUACUGCGUGGCCGCGUGCUCUACGCACAAGGCGAGAACGAAAAGGCGAUUCAGCACUUUAGGCAGGCGCUGAACUGCGAUCCCGACUUCAAGGACGCGGUGAAGUACCUCCGGAUGGUGCAGAGGCUCGAGCGGACAAAAGAGGAGGGCAAUCGAGCCUUCAAGGCCGGCCGGUUCCAGGAAGCGAUUGAUACCUAUACGAGGGCGUUGGAGGUUGACCCGUCCAACAAAAACACGAAUUCGAAGAUCCUUCAAAACCGCGCGCUCUGCCACUCGAGGCUAAAGAACUGGUCGCAGGCCAUUGACGACUGCGACAAAGCGCUCGAGCUCGACCCAGGCUACACAAAGGCGAGAAAGACGAGGGCCAAGGCAUUGGGAGAGUCCGGAAACUGGGAAGAGGCAGCGCGCGAAUACAAGGCGAUACAUGAAGCCAACCCAUCAGAGCCAGGCAUCGCCAACGACAUCAGGAAUGCUGAACUAGAGCUGAAGAAGAGCAAGCGGAAGGAUUACUAUAAGAUUCUCGGUAUCGAGAAAACAGCCACGGAGACAGAAAUCAAAAAGGCGUACCGCAAGCUUGCCAUCGUUCACCAUCCCGACAAGAACCCAGACGACGAAAGCGCUGCCGAGAGAUUCAAAGAGAUCCAGGAGGCCCAUGAGACGUUGAGCGAUCCUUCGAAACGUGAACGCUACGAUUCUGGAGCGGAUCUCCAGGACCCAGCCGACAUGUUUGGAGGUGGCCCCGGCGGUGCACCGUUUGGGGGGCAAAUCGACCCGGAGAUACUUUUCCAGAUGUUCGGCGGCGGCAUGGGUGGUGGCAUGGGCGGUGGUCGGGGAGGCGGCUUCAGCUUCUCCACCGGCGGCGGAAGCCCGUUCGGCGGUAUGCCCGGUGGUGGCCGAAGAGGCCAGCAAUUCCAGGGCGGAUUCCCCUUCUGAACAACGUCGUCCUCCUGAUGGCCCUAAAACUUUUCUCUCACAGGUACGUAAGUGCGGAUCUGCGGAUCAUUGCUCUGGAUUUUCUCAUCGCUUCCUGUCUAUGCCACAAGCAUUGAGGUUUCCGGGUCUUUCUCAUAUACGGCGUUGGAAUAAUACAGGGCAGCGCGAGCUUAGGAGGAGGCUCGAUAUAGGCUGCCUGGUUUGGUUGCGGAGCGAUACUGCAUUAUGGCCACGACUCUCGGUUGAUCUUGAUCAUCAGCAUUGCUCCGGCGUCAGUCUUUCCCCUAGCGGUGAUGAUAUCUAGACGGAGUCUGUGUAAUGAUAGGCACAAGGGGCAAAGGAGUAAUAUAUCAUCUUGACUGGCGCGCUUUGGUAUUGCCACCAUCAUUCCCUUGUGGCUCCAGCAUGAAUUUGCCCCCUCAGAGUGAACCGUUAGCCAAUGCUGACAU
Molecule: messenger RNA, 2517 nt
Organism: Trematosphaeria pertusa
Lineage: Eukaryota; Fungi; Ascomycota; Dothideomycetes; Pleosporales; Trematosphaeriaceae
Product: TPR-like protein
Exons: 3
Coding region: 50-2068 (672 amino acids)
Molecular function (GO): protein binding
Source: RefSeq, a predicted model, not a curated record